AUGGCGCAACAUUGGCGGACCCACAUGGGCGAAAGGCCCUACGAGUGCCCCGAGUGUCACAAGAGCUUCACGAAAAGCUCCGGACUGGUGCGCCAUUGGCAGACCCACACCGGCGAACGACCCUACGACUGCUCCCAAUGCGGGCGGCCUUUCGGCAGCAGCUCCGCUUUACUGACCCAUCGGCGGAUCCAUACGGGGGAAAAACCCUAUACGUGCCCCGAAUGCGGGAAGGAUUUCACCCGCGGUUCGACGCUGGUGAAUCAUCGUCGAAUCCACACGGGGGAAAAACGAUACGUUUGCGAAGACUGCGGGAAACGGUUUGGCAACUGUUCAACCUAUAUCCGCCAUCGGAAAAGCCAUACGGGCGACGUGCCUUACGUCUGUCGCGACUGCGGGGUAGAUUUUAUCUGGAGUUCGGCUUUAAUCCGUCAUCGGCGGAUCCAUACGGGUGAGAAACCCUAUAAGUGUCCGGAUUGCGGGAAGAGUUUUAGCGAUAAUUGGGUGUUAUCCCGACACCGACGGAUCCAUACGGGCGAGAAAUUCUAUAAGUGCCCUCAGUGCGGGAAGAGCUUCAGCGACAGCUUCUCGCUGAUGCGUCACCACCGCGUCCACACCGGGGAGAGACCCUACCAGUGUCCCCAGUGCGGGAAGAGCUUCGUGGACAGCUCGACCCUCGUCGAUCACCAACGCAUCCAUACGGGCGAGCGACCCUAUAGCUGCCCCGACUGCGGGAAGCGAUUCAACCGCAGCUCCAACCUGGUGACCCACCGACGCGUCCAUACGGGGGAGCGACCCUACACCUGCCCCGGCUGCGGGAAGAGCUUCAGUCGCAGCUACAGUUUGGUGACCCACCAACGCAUCCAUACGGGCGAGCGACCCUAUAGCUGCGCUCAGUGUGGGAAGGGGUUUUACCAGAGCUCCCUUCUGGCCCGUCAUCACCGCACCCACGGCCGGGAGCCGCGAAAAUGA
This is a messenger RNA of Charadrius vociferus (killdeer), 969 nucleotides long. Its product is annotated as zinc finger protein 345-like. Gene Ontology annotation, molecular function: DNA-binding transcription factor activity, RNA polymerase II-specific; RNA polymerase II cis-regulatory region sequence-specific DNA binding. Lineage: Eukaryota; Metazoa; Chordata; Aves; Charadriiformes; Charadriidae. Gene Ontology annotation, biological process: central nervous system development; regulation of transcription by RNA polymerase II. Gene Ontology annotation, cellular component: nucleus. The record is from RefSeq and is a predicted model, not a curated record.